Juglans regia (Persian walnut) is the source of this 823-nucleotide messenger RNA. RefSeq names its product transcription factor TRY-like. Gene Ontology annotation, biological process: cell differentiation. Gene Ontology annotation, cellular component: nucleus. Gene Ontology annotation, molecular function: transcription cis-regulatory region binding. The transcript has 4 exons. NCBI's taxonomy places the organism in Eukaryota, Viridiplantae, Streptophyta, Magnoliopsida, Fagales, Juglandaceae. The record is from RefSeq and is a predicted model, not a curated record. The coding region runs from base 200 to 487 and encodes 95 amino acids.
ACUGUGAUCUGUUAACUGCAAAUCUGCAACGCAGGCCGCUAGCUAGCUAGGGCAUGCAGCUCAAGCCUACGAGUCAACGAGCAUACACAUAUCUUCAAAGCUAUCUACUUUUCUCUCAUUCUCUCAAGAAUUCUUCUCUUCCAUUUCUUGGCCAGCUCUCUCACGUACGUACGUACCUCUCUCUGAAAAGAAGCCAUAUAUGGACCGACGUCGCCGGAAACGAGCUAAUAUCUCCAGUACUUUUGAGUCUGAAGAGGUUAGUAGCAUUGAAUGGGAGGUUAUACACAUGACUGAACAAGAAGAGGAUCUCUUCUAUAGAAUGUAUAGACUUGUUGGAGAAAGGUGGGAUUUAAUAGCUGGCCGGAUUCCAGGCCGAAAACCUGAAGAAAUAGAGAGAUUUUGGAUAAUGAGACAUUGGGAAGGGGUAGCAGCUGGUCGAAGAAAAUUGCACAAGAAAGAGAGUCCCAGAUCAGUGUUUUCACUUUGAUUAAUUAAUUGUUUUGUUGUCUUUUAUUAAUUAACUUUAGCACAAGUUUUUAUUUAUUUAUUUUUUGUCGAAACUCUGAUCGUAUGAAUAUUGGAUAAUGAACAAUCUCCCGGCAUUGGCCAGUGGACCGUAUUGCAAGACAAAUAGGAACAGGCGAAUAAAUAUAGCAUAGAUACGUAAUUAUCAAACUUUGGAAUAUUCAAAGGGUUUUGCAGUGUAGUAGGACGGAAAUGCUUCAUCUUUCGAAAAAUAGCAGCAUUUUUUGUCUUCGUUGCUGUCACCAUUGCUGCUCUAACAUUAUCCUAACUGUCAAGAUUGGACUGUGUUGGGGUUUCU